UUACACAACAUCCAGAGAGACAGCACCACACGUGCAUUUUCGUCCAGUUGGAAAUGGCCACCCGUUGGGGCAUCUGCAGCGCUGGGAAGAUUAGUCAUGACUUCACAGUGGCAUUAAAGACCUUGCCUUCCAAGGAACAUCAGGUGGUUGCUGUAGCUGCUCGAGACCUGAUGCACGCUCAGGCAUUUGCAACAAAGCAUAGCAUCCCACGAGCCUACGGAAGUUAUGAAGAGCUAGCCAAAGAUUCAGAAAUUGAUGUAGUCUAUGUGGGCACUAUCCACCCUCACCACUUGAGUGCGGGCAGGCUCUUCAUGAACGCCCACAAGAACGUUCUGAUUGAGAAGCCCCUGGCUAUGAACGCAGGAGAGGCGUCAGAGUUGAUUUCCACAGCCAAGAGGAACAAAGUCUUCAUGAUGGAAAUGUUUUGUAAGGCCCUGUGGACGCGGUUCUUUCCUGUGUCGGUGGAGAUCCGUCAGCGUCUGGCCCAGGGGGAGGUGGGGGAGGUGCAGCUGGUGCGGGCUGACCUGGGCGCCCCCCUCACACACAUCCCUCGCCUGGCAGAGAGAGACCUGGGUGGAGGGGCCGUCCUGGAUCUGGGAGUCUACUGCCUGCAGUUUGUCCUCAUGGUGUUCAAUGGGGAGAAGCCAGAGUCUGUGCAUGCGAGUGGAUUCAAUCUGGAUACAGGAGUUGAUGGAACCAUGGUGAUAGUUCUGAAGUUUUCUGGAAACAGGAUGGCUGUGUGUACUUGCUCCAUUACAAUGAUGCUGACCAAUGAUGCCGUCAUAGUUGGGUCCAAGGGUACCAUCAAAGUGCCAGACCACAUGUGGUGCCCAACCACGCUGGAGGUAAAUGGGGAAGUGAGCAAGCAUCCACUCCCAGAGCCCCCAAUGCCUCUGAACUUCAUCAACAGCACUGGUCUGCGCUAUGAGGCCCAGGAAGUGCGCCAGUGCCUGCUUCAAGGCUUUAAAGAGUGCCCUGUGAUGUCGUGGUCAGACUCCAGCCUUCUGGCAGAGGUGAUAGAUGAGGCCAGAAGAGAAGUGAUAUGACUGACUGACCAAUGGAACUAAGGCCAGCAAGAACUUAACAACCUCACACUACCCAAUGUUCAAUAAAAAUAUGAUUUUUUUUUUUUUUUACAUUUUACCUCAGUGCUCUAGUUCAUAGAGUCUUCUUGGUAAAUAUUAUCAUGUUUGAUGAUGAUGGUUAUUCAUUGGUUAUGCACUUGUUUAACUAAAUAUCAUGUGCUAGUUUUACUUAAUUAUGCACUCAUUUUAUUAAAUAAUUUUACCAAAUGAUGCACUCUACUAAAUUAAAAGUAAUAGUUUAAUAACAUGAUUUAUACACCAAAACAGGACACUGCAGCAUUUAACAUGUGAUAUUGCCUAUGAAAAACAAUUACCUUGCUCAGAUAUUUAUGCUGCAUAGUAUCUUGUGCAGUGUCCAGAUUUGAUCACCUGGAAAGUAUGAUUCUCACCUCUCACCUUUGGAGGUUGGGUGCAUAUUUAUACAGUAUAUUUGUGCAGCUGUGAUUAUAAUAAGCCCCUGCUUCACAUCAGCUUUGCUAAUGCCUUUAGUCUGUACUGGAGUGAACAGUUUGCCCUCGUACUAGUCAAAUCUAGUUUCAGUCUUAACCAUUACCUGGUGAUGAUGCUUGCCUCUCUUCACCUGUUCAACCUCUGAAAACCAUGUAUUAUUCCCUUGCCUCUACUAUUUCUCACUAAGAGGCCAAAUUAGUGAACAGCCACAUAUUACAAAUAGUAUAUUAUGAAAUGUUAACCAUCUUUAAAAAUUCACAAGUUCAAAAUAUAAGCUCCAAGUAUUACAUUUGACGGACCCCUCAUAAUACACAGCUUAGGCAAUUCCAAUUCUUGUUUCACAUGGUUCAUAGUUUUUUUGUGGUCUGCUUUAUGAA
Molecule: messenger RNA, 1912 nt
Organism: Alosa alosa (allis shad)
Lineage: Eukaryota; Metazoa; Chordata; Actinopteri; Clupeiformes; Clupeidae
Product: trans-1,2-dihydrobenzene-1,2-diol dehydrogenase-like
Exons: 8
Coding region: 54-1046 (330 amino acids)
Molecular function (GO): nucleotide binding
Source: RefSeq, a predicted model, not a curated record